CUUUUUGUUUUAGUUUUUCAUAAAACUACAGUUGUUCUUUCUUUUUGCCUAGGAAUGGUCGAACAUUCAAUUCAAAACAGCACGAAUGACAACUCCAAAAACGACAUGAAUGCCAGCAGCGGCAACAACAACCACAACAACAACACAAGUCGCGUCGGUGCCGACUCAACGAUACGGUUCAACGGAUCCAUCCCGACUUCCGAACUCGGCAAAACCUUUGCGUCCAAACAUAUCGAACUGGCCUCAAUCGCUAUUCGUGCAACCGCCCAAACGUCCUUGUUCCCUGAACUCGCUUCUGCUCAAUUCCACCACAAUCGUCGUUAUGAAUGGAAGAGACACCCGCUUUCUCCGUCAACGUCACUACUACCUUUGCGGCUCAGCCAUAACAACAGUAACAACAACAAUAUACAUAACAACGUGUCAAAAUCGUCCGCAACGACAAGUGGUGAAGGCGGCGUCGGCGACUACGACGACGAUUAUGAUGAAUGUAGAACAAAGGUAUCAGCAUCUCGGAAAACGGUUACGUUCAAAAGGGACGUUGAUAAGAUUAUUAUAUCGGAUCCGUCAACGACACCCGAGUCCGGCUCGAAUAUCGUGGAUGAUGAUAACGACGAUCCAGAGGAUGAUACAACCGAUGAUUUUGACGAGGAAGAAGUGUUUUUCGUUGCCGGAGCUCCAGUGCCGACCCAAGAUGACGAUAAUGCCAUUAACAGUACUUUGGAAAGACAAGAGCAAGAGCACGAGCAACAACAGGAGAAUAGUGGUGAUAUAAAAAACGAUGGCAGCGACAACAGCAACGAUGAUUAUGAUAAUCGCCGCGACGACCAUGACGAUAUUAGUAGUGCUGAUAAGACUAGCGACGAUAAUGAUGAUAAUAUUCGUAGCGGGCCGCUACUGCUAUCUCGUAAAGAUGCCUCUGAUGGCAGCGCUAACGAGCAACAAGAAAGAGAGAGUCAUCACCAGCACGAGAUUAUCGACGGUGGCUCCUCGACCCCCUCGACGAUUCCAACCACAGUCGAGCGCGAUGUAAAAGAUGUAAAGGAGACCACUGCAGCGAAGAAAGAAGCUCAGCAGCAUCGGAAAGGACAGCGCAUAUCCCGAGACGAGUCCUUUCAAUCCGUGGAAAGCCAAAUCAUGGACGCCAUUCUCAAAGUCAAAGCGACCAACCAAUACCGUGCAGCGACGCCAACAAAAACCCAAAGCAUGCCUGCUCUGGUCAGCCACCGUGGCCCGGGAUCUUCUUUGGACACAAGAGAAGAGGGAGGAGAGGACGAACGUAGUAACGAAAGAUGUGCUUCUGAAUAUGGUGGCGGUGAUAACAGCAGCAGGAGCAGCAGGAGCAACAGCAGACGCAGUAUCAGCACAAACCCCACGCAGGAGCCAAUCUUAUUACGAUCUCUGACAGAUACCCCUAAAAGUCAGGACGUUGAUUUUGGAGUGUCGGUUAUGAACGAAAUCGAUAAGAUCACGUCAAAAAAGGCCAAAAAAAUCUACAAGGCGCGACAAAGCUCUACUGUUGUCCAUGCGUCAAAAACACUGCUUGACGACGGCGGGAUUGAGGAGCAGAGCGUUCAUGAGAACGGAUCCAUAACUUCAGCGAUUCCUAUGGAACCGAUAUGGCGAGAAUUUAAGUCCUUUGAGGAGGGUACACAUUUGUUGCCACCCGCUACAAGCGCUGGACAGAAGGGCAGGUUGUACAUCCGUGUUAUCGCAGCGGAGAAUCUAGAUUUUCCUAUCCACUCAGAUGCACCACAAAUUCGAUGUGUCCUCAGUAACGGGAAUUCUGAGCAGAGCACAGAAUUUCACACCAUGAAACACAACAUUUCAUUUGAUCACGAUUUUUACAUUGAUAUCGAACCAUCCUCGGAAUUUGCAAUAACGUUGGUUGCAGGUCAACCUAAAGCAAAAAGUAAUCAAUUCCGCAAGCUGCUAGGUAACCGGAGACGAUCCAGAACAGACAGUAUCUUGCGAUAUGUGAACCGAAUGGAUGGAUCACUGGCGCAGACACGAGUAUCGCUUGACAGCAUCGAGUCACAAUGUCGAUCCAAAUUAUGCACGGCUUCUUUUGCACUUAUUAACGGCUGGUACCAAUACGCUCGUCUUGGAGGGAUUAUACCGACACACAAGAAGGGUCGGCUUGGUGGUGGUGUUCCGGAAAAAGCUGUUGGAAAAAUCACGGUCAAAUUGUUUUUCCUCCCAUACGAUGGUUCCAAGAUUGAAAAGCUACCGGUCAACAUGUAUGAUUGUGAGCAAGCACUGAAUGUCCGACGUUAUUCCCGUACAUGCUGGCAGACUGGAUACAUGUCACAACUAGGAGGAGAUGUCAAGUUUUGGAGACGACGCUACUUCAGUUUACGAGGAUGGCGACUGUUUUCAUACUCUGACGUUAAACGGACGCCUAGAAUCAUCAUUGAUCUGUCCAAAGCCGUUACACUUGCUGCCGACCAUCGCAUUAUCGUUCCGCCUAGAACAGUUGACGAUUCCUCGUCAACAGCAACUGGGACCACGACUACAGUCAGCCAUGCGCACCCCUCUCAACAAGGUGAUAGAUGUUCAAUCAACAGCAACGCAACCACCACAACAUCCGAGGACGAGCUUGUAUCGUAUUCAGUCAAGAAUGGUUUCCGGAUCACGUUCAAAAACGGAGAAUCGGUUGAUUUUUUCUGCGACUCAGCAAAGGAACGUGAUGGAUGGUUGGAGGUGCUCAAGGUCAUAAUCAAUCGGGUUCCUGGCUGGCCUGAUUGGAUGGACACGGAUGGCGACGUUGAGUGCGAUUACACCGAGAACAGUGGCACAACCAUCAAUGUGCCUCCACAAGACGUUCGAUAGCGGCAAACCUUUCCUUUCUUAUUUUCUUUCUUUGUGUAUCUCCAUGUCUUGCUUCAUCAAAUCAUUUUUAUACGUCAUCGUUCCACAUCAACACCAUCACUACUUAAACCUUACCAAACUUACCAUCGUCACAUCCUUUUGAACUAUGAUCAGUGAGUGCUACUGAGUAAUUCGUGCACGCACGGCAUAAUCCGCUUACAAAUCUUCACUCUCUUCCUCCAUACAACCACCCAUUCACGAGACUACUACUAUUACUUUUGCCACAAAAUACCAAUACCCAUUUAUUUUCUGUUUUUUAUCAUUCCUCCUCAAGUAGCAUAUCUAUAUAUUUAACUACUUAAUAGUACAUAAUAUCUUAAACAUACAUAAAGAAGUUCACUUUAUGCCACUCGAAAGGAGCUUGGACGAGCCUAGUGGUGGAUGCUGCUACUGUA
Molecule: messenger RNA, 3263 nt
Organism: Zychaea mexicana
Lineage: Eukaryota; Fungi; Mucoromycota; Mucoromycetes; Mucorales; Lichtheimiaceae
Exons: 8
Coding region: 55-2829 (924 amino acids)
Molecular function (GO): GTP binding
Source: RefSeq, a predicted model, not a curated record